Messenger RNA from Gaeumannomyces tritici R3-111a-1, 2019 nucleotides. Its product is annotated as thiol-specific monooxygenase. Lineage: Eukaryota; Fungi; Ascomycota; Sordariomycetes; Magnaporthales; Magnaporthaceae. Gene Ontology annotation, molecular function: NADP binding; N,N-dimethylaniline monooxygenase activity; flavin adenine dinucleotide binding. The record is from RefSeq and is a predicted model, not a curated record. The coding region runs from base 136 to 1545 and encodes 469 amino acids. The transcript has a single exon.
UAUACAUGUUUCUCUGGGGUCUUCUCUUCGAAUCUUGACCACAGGACCUGGGCACUGGUACGGUAGCAGAGCUUGGGCUUUGACCGACCUGUUCGAUCCUGCAUCCUGAUCUUAACUCCUCGCCGUCCUUUCAAGAUGGUCGUCAGGGCUCUCUUCAAGGUGAAAAAGGUGGCCAUCAUUGGCGCGGGACCAUGCGGCCUCUCGGCCGCCAAAUACCUCGUGGCCCAGAAGGCCUUUGACGAGAUUGUCAUUUUCGAGCAGUCGGCCGAGGUUGGCGGGGUCUGGAACUACAGCAAGACACCGACGAGCACGCUGCGUCUGCCACAGACAGACCCCUUUUGCCCGCCGGACCCCCCGAUUUUCCCUGCCGAUGGCGCCCCCGCCGUGUUCCCCUCGCCCAUGUACGACCUACUACAUACCAACAUCCCAAGCCCGCUGAUGCGCUUUUCAGACCUCGCGUUUCCGCCCGGCCUCCCCAUAUUCCCACCCAGGGAGGCGGUCCAGGACUAUCUUGUCGAGUACUCUCAAGACGUGCGCUCCCUGGUCAGGUUCUCGACGAGGGUCAAGGACGUGCGGCUACGACGGGAUGGCGACAUCGACCAGUGGGAUAUGGACACCGAGGCGACAGACGGUAGCAACGCGAAGUCAUUCACAUUUGAUGCCGUGGUCGUGGCGUCGGGUCAUUACGCGACGACGUACACACCCGACAUCACCAACAUCCGGGCGUUUCACUCAACACACCCUGGAGUUAUCACGCACGCCAAGCUCUAUCGAUCGCCAGCGAGCUACGCCGGCAAGAGGGUGGUGGUUGUUGGCAACUCGGCUUCUGGCGUAGAUAUCGCCAAACAGGUCCAACGGGCGGGAGCGAGGGUCCUCUUGUCCGUACGCGAACCGACGGCUGAAGAUCAGCUAGAGCACAUCGGGGCAGAGGAGGUGCCCGACAUCACCGAGUUCCUCGUAGCAGAGAAGGGGGUGCGGUUAAGGGAUGGCCGAGUCGAGCAGCAUAUCGACGCCAUCAUCUUCUGCACGGGCUACCUGUUCGCCUUCCCGUUUCUGGAAUCGCUGGAGCCGCCCCUUGUCACCAACGGCCGCAGGGUGUGCGGGCUUUACAAGGACUUCCUCCACAUCGGCCACCCGACCCUGGCUUUCCCCGGCCUACCGAUCAAGGUCGUCCCCUUUCCAUUCUCCGAGGGCCAGGCUGCCAUCUUCGCGCGCAUCUGGGCGAACGCGCUGCCUCUGCCGUCUGAGCGCGACAUGAGGGAGUGGGAAGACCGGGCCGUCCAGGAGCGGGGUCCGGCUUUUCACGUGUACCCGAAGGACGGCGAUGUAGAGUAUCUCAAGGAAAUGCACGCAUGGGCGUCCAAGGCGGCCGGUGGGAAAGAGCCGCCUGUCUGGACCGAGGAGCAGGUUUGGCAGCGACACACAUACAAGGCAGCCAAGCUGCAGUUUGAGAAGACAGGCAGGGUCGCAACGUCGCUGAGCGAGCUGGGGUUCGACCCCGAGCCCAAGUGCGUUGGCGGAGAGUCGGCACAGGAACUGCUCUAAAUAAAGUGAGGCGGCCGCCUCCAUGUCGACAAGCACAGCCCAACACCAGGGUCGGCAGCCUGAGACCCGAUGCUGGGCAGACGAACUGGCUUUGGCCCGCGCCACGCCACCAGCGCGCCGUUGCGAACCCCAGACGUCAAGUGGAGACUCCACGUUGUUCGUGGUUGUGUCGUGGUCGAAUCAGGCACCCUGCCCAAAAAAAAGUCCGGACCGCAAAUUUUUUCCCCCACCCAAACUCUACCUUUCCCAACAUAAUUGCACCAGCACCAAAGCCAAACAAUAUGCCCGCGCCGCAUUCUACACCUAAAAAAACACGCGUUCAAGGAAUUUGUAAUUAUCUUGAUGCAAAAGGCACUACUUAUAGCCACAAUAACGUUUUUCGCUUUUUAUAAAUGCAAAGGGUAAAAUGACUGCAGAUUGAAUGGGCUCUUUUUUUUGUGGUGGUGGGGAAUAAAUUGCGGUCCGGACUUUUUU